This is a messenger RNA of Dendronephthya gigantea, 774 nucleotides long. RefSeq lists its product as uncharacterized. The record is from RefSeq and is a predicted model, not a curated record. The coding region runs from base 243 to 755 and encodes 170 amino acids. The transcript has 4 exons. NCBI's taxonomy places the organism in Eukaryota, Metazoa, Cnidaria, Anthozoa, Malacalcyonacea, Nephtheidae.
GUUUAGUGUACAACGGUUAAGACAGCCUAUAAAUUGAUGUGUUUCUAUACAGCCUAUAAAUUGAUGUGUUUAUAAUGUGUUUCUGUGAUUAUCAAAUAUUCGAGUCUCUCAAUUAGGCCACAGCCGCGUGGAGACAAGGCUAAUACUGGUGAACCUCAGAAUCUACACAUUCAACACGAGAAAAUUUUCAGGUCCAAAAUUCUGGCAGAAAUUUAUCCGGCCAAGUUUUUCAAUUUAUCCAAAUGCCUCUAGGCAAGCCGUUGAAGGAGUUUUUUAAACCAGUUGAUGAAGGGUCUGUCAAACAUGUCCCAUGUUCAACAGGGGAAUCACUGCCAGAAAAUGCUGUUGAAGGUGGAUAUGAUAACGGACCAUCUUACCACGGGAGAGGAAUUGUUUCGGAGAAAACAAUUCCAGGCAAGGUCGGAGUAGAUUCGCCUAGAAAUGGCCGUUUGAAAGGGGCGUGCAUUCCUUACGGAUCUAAAGAGCACCGCGUCCACACAUUCGAGGUGCUCACAUCAACAUCGAAAACAUCCUAUGUGAGAUGCAAAACUGGUGACAAGCCACCAAAAAAUGCUAUUGAAGGAGGCUACGAUGGAGGUCCUUCAUACCAUGCAAGGGGCGUAGUUGCAGGAAAGAUGAUUCCUGGAAAAGUUGGAGUGGAUAAGGAAUACGAUGGGAAUCUUAAGGGAGCAUGCAUCGCCUACGGUGGCAAGGAGCACCGCAUUCACGAUUAUGAAGUUCUUGUUUUAGAAUGAUGAUACGACAAUUUUAAUU